AUGGCUGAAAAGGCUGGAUUUGGCGAAAGCCUUCGCACGUUCUUCUUGGGAGCGGCGGCAAAGUCGAAGGAGGAGAGACGCCUUGUCAGGAAAUUAGAUUUCUUCAUCAUGACCUACUGCUGUCUCAGCUACUUCUUCAACUUUCUUGAUCGUGCGGCAUUUGCAAACGCCUAUGUUGCUGGUCUUCGUGAAUCACUCAGCAUGACUGGCCAUGAUUACAAUACUGUCCUCUCUGUCACCACCGCAGGAAUGGCUAUUGGCCAGCUUCCUCACGGCAUCAUCAUCCAGAAGAUCGCACCUCGACUUUGGUUCCCAUCCAUGGUCGUCAUCUGGGCAGGUCUGACUAUGGCUAGUGCCGCUGCCAAGACGGUUACUCAACUGUGUGUCAUCAGAUUCUUCCUCGGUUUGGCUGAAGCCAGUACUUAUGCUGGUACUAUCUACAUCAUUGGCGCAUGGUACAAGCCUGAAGAGAUCUCUAAGCGAACUGCCCUCUUCACUGCCUCGGGCCAAGUCGGUACCAUGUUUGCUGGUGUCAUGAUGACAGCCAUUCACAAGGGCAUGAGAGGCAUGUCCGGCCUCCAGGGAUGGCAGUGGGUGUUCUUGAUCGACGGCAUCAUCACCCUUCCCGUUGCCCUGUUUGGCUUCCUUUACUUCCCUGAUAUUCCUGAAAUCACCAAGGCCAAGUACUUAUCCCAAGAUGAGAGAAAACUGGCUGUCUCCAGACUCCCCCCGAUCAAGUCCGAUGGCCACAAUAUUAUGCCCAUGUCUCUGAUUAAGCGAGUCUUUCUUACUCCCAUGUUCUGGAUCCUCUUCUUUUGGUCACCUGUCUGCGCUAGUGUCGAGGGGUUCCCCUUCCAAAACACCUUCCUGCUCUGGCUCAAGUACUACAAGGACAAGUUCUCACAAACCCAAAUCAACACUUAUCCGCUUGGCGUGCAAGCCGUUGGCAUCGCUGCGAAUAUGCUUGCAGCAUGGCACAUGGACGCAACCCGUCAGCGUGUUCCAAUGGCCAUCCUCGCCGUCCUUCUUCAAGUCGUCGUAGGAGCUAUGCUUCUCGUGAGGAAUCUGUCUGACGCUGGAGUCAUGUUUGCCUUCUAUCUCGCUGGAUCAGCGUACAUGGUCAACCCCCUCAUCUUUGGCUGGGCAAACAUUAUCCUGCAGCGAACAGGUGACGAUGCCGUGCGCAGUGUGACGCUGUACUCCAUGAAUAUCGGCUCCAUGGUCCUUUGGACAUUCUGGGGCAUCAUCUUCUACAGUGCUGCUGAUGCACCUUACUGGAAGAAGGGCGCUAUCUCGCUUCUGGUUUGCUGUGGUGUCAUGUUCUGUUACAUCUGGCUGGUCAAUUAUCUUGACAAGCUCACCAUGAAGAAGUAUGGUGACCGAACUGUGGAAGAUCUCGAGGGGCCUAUCGAAGUGAGCGGAUCUGACAAGGGUGAGACUACCAAAGUAUCGGAAAAGAACGUAACUUCGUGA
Molecule: messenger RNA, 1473 nt
Organism: Fusarium tjaetaba
Lineage: Eukaryota; Fungi; Ascomycota; Sordariomycetes; Hypocreales; Nectriaceae
Product: transmembrane transporter Liz1p
Exons: 11
Coding region: 1-1473 (490 amino acids)
Biological process (GO): pantothenate import across plasma membrane
Cellular component (GO): plasma membrane
Molecular function (GO): pantothenate transmembrane transporter activity
Source: RefSeq, a predicted model, not a curated record